Messenger RNA from Schistosoma rodhaini, 2126 nucleotides. Lineage: Eukaryota; Metazoa; Platyhelminthes; Trematoda; Strigeidida; Schistosomatidae. The record is from the annotation of a GenBank genome assembly.
AGCUACUUGUGGAGAUAUGGCCGACAAGCCUAUUUUGUAAAUAGUUUUUAAUAUUAUUUGUAUUUGUUUUGUCAAUUUUUCACUGUAUGUACAUUCAUCAUUAAAUGACUGUACAUGUUGUUUUAGUCAAUGACCUUGAAGACACUUUCCGUUGUGAUUCCAACAUAGCGUGACAUAUUCUUUCUGGCUACCAAAUACAUUAAUACUCACACAUCCCUCGUUCUGUUUUCAUUCGAGAUUGAGUUAACUUAGUUCUAAAACAAAUAUUAUUUGCAUUCAUAGACUGAGAAAGUGAAUACAUCACAUCUUACUGUGGAUUACAAUACUGGGGAGAUCAUCGAUACGUUUGGAAUUACUAAGCAUCUAUAAUUGUGGAUUUAUUGUACCAGAUCAAAGUCGAAUACGCAUCAUUUCGGGUGAACUUAAACAAUCUACUUCUCCUGUUGUGAUCAAUAAUUUCCAUUUAUUUUGACCUAUGAGAAUCACCUAAAAGUUUCCAGAUUACAAUUUUCAAAUAAGACAAAUGCCUAAGAAGAAAAAAGUUAAGUCCGGGAAAAAUCGUGGCAAAAGAUUGAAGACUUCUAGGAAAAAAAAGACAGUGCUAGAAGCUAAAAUAGACAAAUUUUGUGCAGAUGAAGAAAAGUACGCCGACUUUUUAAAGCGUUCAAAUUUGUGGAUAAAAUGUCAUGCAGAGCAAAUAAAAAGUCUUCUUCAUUUAACAGCCCACUACUCAGAUUUCAACUUUACUUAUGAUGAUUUUAAAGCUGCUGUGUUAUCAUUGAACUGCCCAUUUACAAAGUUUGAAAUCGAUGUAAUUACAAGAUUGCUUGAUAAAAAUAAGAAUGGUUUUAUUGAAUAUCAGGAUUUAACAUGCAGUUUAACAAAAUUAAGUCUUGAAGAUGGAACUCUAAAAGGAUUGAAUAUUGAAAGAAUAGCAAAAUCAGAUAGAGGGUCGGUUAUUUGCAAGUUCAAUUGCUUAAAUUGUAUGAAUAUUCAUGAAAGUCCAUUGCAUUUUGAACAAUUGGUUCCAUUAAAUACAUUCACUGAAGGUCUGGUAAACAUUAUUCGUCAUAAAACGUUAUUAUGGUUACCGAAGAUUUCAAUCUUUUUAAGUGUGAAUGCCGAGUCUGAAAGUGAGCUACUACCAGAAUUAAUGUUAAGUGAUUAUGAUAUAAAAAGUGGUGCAAAAUAUGAUGCGCCAAAAUUGGAUUUGUUCUAUAAACCUACUGGACAAAUAUUAUCGAGUGAUCAUUAUACUGUCGAAUUAUUUGAUACAGUUGAAACUCUACAGUCUGAUCCUGUUUUAUGGUCUAAACUUGUGACAGAAAACAUCAAAUUUCAAGAAACUUCGUCACACAAUGUUCAACUACUUGCUAAUAUAGAUAGUAGUAUAAAUCCUUUCACGUGAAGUUACCUUCAAUCUGUAAACAGUCCUUGUAAAUACUAAUUGAUGUUAGAUUUAUUUUUAAACAAUUCUGACAGAUGUUUGUAUUUUUCCAAUCUGUUCUUAUCUUACCAGUAUUAUAAUUUACCAGAAAAAGGAAUUUAUUUUAGUAGUUAUGGCUUAGAAGUUUUGUUUUUUGUGAACCUUUGAACAUUUAACGACAUCUUUUAAAAAAAAUUUUUCUUUGUUGAUUAAUAAUUAGUUAAAUUUCUAUUUGAUUUGACUUGUUUGUAAACCCUAAUGAAUCUGACUUUAUAUUUUUUCUCACAAUCUUUGUUUCGCAAUCUCUAACGAAUGGUAGAUCAAUAGUUUCUGGCAUAUCAAAUAGUUUGAAAACCUAUCCAGAUUGUACACUAAUGUGGACAGAUUCGAUAAGAUAAACCUUUUAUCUUAAAUGUUUCACAACAAUGAUGUUUCUAAAUAUUAUAACAUUUGGCUUUCAACAUUUAAUUUUUCAACGUAAUCGAUAUUUUUGGGAGCAAUUUCAUGGAUUUUCUGGUUAAGUUUAAUUUUUUUUAACUAAUGGACUGCAAGAGAGUGAUAAACAGCUUUAAAAAGGGGCUAAAUCUCCGAUUCAUUUAAAAAUAUAGUUGUAAUAUCGGUGGUGAUACAGACUAUCGUUUUGUAGUCACGUUAAAGUUCGUUAUGAGAAUAGUUAAAGUGUUUAAAUAUUACAAUUCCG